UAUCCGAAUACGAUUGCCAGCAAAAAGGUUGGCGAGAAGAAGAUGACGUGCUUCUCUUCAGCAACUCCUCAUCGCCAUCAUCUUCUUCUUCCUCCCUCAACUUCCAAAUCCCCACUCCGAUUUCCUUCAUCUCAUCUCAAACCUAUCCCCAAUCUUCUCUUCCAUGGCUCAUCUCGCUCUCUCCUCUCCUGUUCAGACGGCAGCAACAACGGACCUCCUCCCUCCGGCGACGCCGUUCCUAAUAACUUCUGUAUCAUUGAAGGAUCAGAGACAGUCCAAGAUUUCGUGCAGAUGCAGCUUCAGGAAAUCCAAGAUAACAUAAGGAGUAGACGCAAUAAGAUCUUUCUCCUCAUGGAAGAAGUGAGGAGGUUAAGAGUGCAGCAACGGCUAAAGAGUGUUCAAUCCAUUAAUGAGUAUAGUGAGCUUGAGGUUACCGAGAUGCCCGAGAUCCCAUCUUCCAUUCCCUUUCUCCCCAAUGUGACACCAAAGACUUUGAAGCAACUCUACUUGACCAGCGUCGCAUUGAUAUCAGGAAUAAUCUUCUUUGGUGGUCUGAUUGCACCUAAUCUGGAACUAAAGGUAGGACUUGGAGGAACCUCUUAUGAAGAUUUUAUAAGGAGCUUGCAUCUACCCUUGCAAUUAAGCCAGGUAGAUCCUAUUGUGGCAUCUUUUUCUGGCGGGGCCGUGGGAGUCAUUUCAACCUUGAUGCUAAUCGAAGUUAACAAUGUUAAACAACAAGAGAAGAAGAGGUGCAAGUACUGCCUUGGGACUGGAUACCUGCCAUGUGCUCGAUGUUCAGCUAGUGGUGUGUGCUUAAGCAUUGAUCCCAUAACUAAACCUAGAGCUUCAAACCGGCUUCUGCAAGUCGCGACAACAAAAAGGUGUCUAAAUUGUUCCGGCGCAGGAAAGGUGAUGUGUCCUACAUGUCUUUGCACCGGGAUGGUUACAGCAAGCGAGCAUGACCCACGCUUUGACCCUUUCGAUUAGAAAAAAAUGACCUCUCCUUUGCAAUUUAGGGUGUUUUUCAAUGUACAUUUGUCCUGGAAAAGGCUAACGCCAAGACUCUGAACUGAGGAGAGCCAAACCUCUGUCAUAUAAAUGUUUUACACAUAAUAAAAGAAAAUUAGAAUAUAUAA
This is a messenger RNA of Capsella rubella, 1136 nucleotides long. RefSeq names its product protein ORANGE-LIKE, chloroplastic. The transcript is spliced from 7 exons. Gene Ontology annotation, cellular component: chloroplast membrane. The record is from RefSeq and is a predicted model, not a curated record. NCBI's taxonomy places the organism in Eukaryota, Viridiplantae, Streptophyta, Magnoliopsida, Brassicales, Brassicaceae. The coding region runs from base 43 to 987 and encodes 314 amino acids.